CGGCAUUCGCGGCGGCGCCGGGUAUAUAACCGGCAUCCGCCCGGCUGGACCCUCCCCAUUCAGUCGCCCUCGUCAUCGGCGUUUCGCUUGUGGACCGUCCGUGCCGUUUCAUCCUCGACGUCUUGAUCUCCGCCGUCGCCGUCAGCAUGCCUGGGUAUUCCAGUGAGAGGGACCGCGGGUGAGCCUGAGGGGCUCGGUUCACUUAACACGCGGCCGGCUCCCCGAGGCUCCCGCCUUAAAAUACCGUCUGGGGCUGGGAUGGCGGGGGUCGUUAAAAUGGCGGCGGCGAGAAGCAGCCGUUUCCCGGCGACCGCUCGAGGCGCACGGAAUGGGGGGAGGGGGCGGAGGAAAAGGAUGAGCGACCUCCUCAGGGACGUCGUCGCUGGCCGAGGCCCGAUAGUUAGGGGGGGCGGGGGGGGAGAAGCGGGAGGUUAAUUUGACGGUGGUGUUCCGCUGAGGGGGGGAGAGAAAAAAAGGCAAUUUCGGCGGGGGGCGGGGAAGGGAAGCGCAGCGGGCAGGAGGCAGAAAAGGACGUGCGGACUGGGAUUUAUCUUCUCGCCGAAACCGGUUUCCCUUCCCCUCCUUUUUUUUGUCUCUGGACUCGGGCGGAUGUCAAUGGCUGGCCCCGCCAUGCGGCGACCGAGGGGGAAAUCAAAAUGCCGGCGGCUGCCUUUGUUCCUCCUCCGUCUGCUUCUCUCUAUCCCCGCCCCGGCGUCAAAAUGGACGCGCCGACUAGAAAAUGUGGCGUAGACGGAAAAGACAAAAGCGGGAGGGAGGGAGAGAGAGAGAUGGAGGGAGGGGGGAGACGCGCCUCGGCCUCCUUUGUGUGCGGCUUGGCGCGUUUGGGCGGGCGGCCUCCCCCGGCGCCACCCCUCUCCCCUGCCACGCGCCCCGGACAAAAAAGCCCAGUCUAGAAAUGGGAUUAAUUUAGGGGAACGAAGGCUAGGCGGGGGGUAGGCUAAGCGGGAUUUAGAAGCCCUUUUGGGUGCGCGCAGGCGCCUUAAGCCCCAUGCUUCGAAUUUCUCCCCCGGCUCUGAAUGAAGCGUUAAGAUAUGUGUCUAAAAAGAGAAGUAGCCUAAUCCCGCCGCUUGAAAAAGCUAGCUUCUUACCGGAACCGUGUAGGUUUCAUAACCAUCCCCGCCCACUUAGGAGCCUGACGCAAAGAGGGAGUGCCCGGCAAUUACCGACGGCGACGUUUGUUUUUGUAGCGUUAACCCAACUUCAGAUCUCUUUUCUAGUAUCUUACCAGUUCUGAACCUUACUGUGUUUUUAACUUUGGGGUUGGAAGCUAUGGGGUACAUAGAUGCCAGCGAUCGUUUUUUAAUAUGUCCCUUAACCAUGGCUACUUACGACACUGAAUUAAAUUUUGCUUUGGCAGGUUUGGUGGCCCUCGUUUUGGAGGAAGUCGAGGGGGAUCUUUAGGUGGGAAGAAGUUUGGGAACCCUGGAGAAAAGCUUACAAAGAAAAAAUGGAAUCUAGAUGAGCUUCCUAAAUUUGAGAAGAACUUCUACCAGGAACAUCCUGACGUUGCCAGACGUCCUAUGGUAUGAAAACUACUAACUUUGUAGACAAUGUUGCUUGAAUUGUGCUGUAAUUAAAGUGUGCUUAAAUCACUGUUUUCAUGAAUAUUAUGCCUGAUGAGUCGUGGUUUUUUUAUUUGCAGCAAGAGAUUGAACAAUACAGAGCAGGAAAAGAGAUCACAGUUAAAGGCCACAAUUGUCCAAAACCAGUUAUGAAUUUCUAUGAAGCUAACUUUCCAGGUAAGUAGUAAAUUUAUUGGUAGUAAAUACAUAUUUGUAUACUCUUUAAUAAAGUUGUUGGACUUAACUAGCAUACUUCCUUGCAUUUUAGCAAACGUUAUGGAAGUUAUUCAGAGACAGAACUUUACGGAACCAACUGCUAUUCAGGCACAAGGUUGGCCUGUUGCCUUGAGUGGACUGGAUAUGGUUGGCGUAGCACAAACUGGAUCGGGGAAAACACUGUCUGUAAGUACUUCUGUUUAGCUGUUCAGAUGACUUAAAUGAAUGAUAUUUUUUUCCUUGAACUAAGACCCUUCCUUUUUCCCCAACAGUAUUUGUUGCCUGCCAUAGUACACAUAAACCAUCAGCCAUUCCUAGAACGAGGAGAUGGGCCCAUUGUAAGUAUUGAACAACAUGAAAUUUGUUUUGUGGCAAGGGUAACGAAAACUUAACCUUGGAUGUCAUGGCUGUAGAAACUUGUAUUUGUGAUAGGAGCAAGCUGAAAGUUUGGGUUUUUUUAUCUUUGGGCUCAUGGGGGUGCAGCUUGAACAGGAGGACUAAAAUGGGCAGGGAUCUCCUGUUAAAGUUCUGCGAAGAAAUAAUGGGAGCAUGUCUAUUUCAUUACCUUUUUAAGCUGCUGAGUCUUCUCAGCAGCUUCCAUUUUUUCCUAGAGUGCCACAGAACAGUACUGCCACUGCAGUAUUGAUGAGUUUUGCUUUGCUCCCUAUGACCUUCCAGUGGCCAAAUUCCCUGUUACAGUAGUAUAAACACAGUUCAUUACAUCUUCUAUAGCAGUUGUUGAAGCCAUAUGAUUUAUUUGUCCAUCACAAACUUGCAGACAGAUGGAAAAAUGCUAACCAAAAGGCAUAAAGUCGUAAUGAGCUUUACUGCCAUAAGUGAAUCUGCACCAGUGUAUUUACUUUACUUUGAAGAAUGAAGUAAAAAAGUAAAGAAGAAUGAAGUAAAAAAUAGAAUGUCCUAUCAUUUUCAGUGCAAUCUGUACCAGUAAUUACCCAGAGUACAGUAUGACUAUAUUUGUACUUCUGUUCGCAGUGUUUGGUGCUGGCACCAACUCGAGAGCUGGCUCAGCAGGUGCAGCAAGUGGCUGCAGAAUAUGGCAGAGCCUGCCGUUUGAAGUCUACUUGUAUUUAUGGAGGUGCUCCUAAGGGACCACAAAUACGUGACCUGGAAAGAGGUAUGAAAAUGACAGCUGAGCAACGUUCUAGUAUGUUAAGCCUCACCAUGAUAGCUUAUAAGCUAUAAAGAGUGUAAAAUCAUUUUGAGAAAUGACUACUAAGUAACUUACAUUUUGCUUUCAGGUGUGGAGAUUUGCAUUGCAACACCUGGUAGGCUCAUAGACUUCUUGGAAGCUGGAAAAACCAAUCUCCGGCGAUGCACUUACCUCGUUCUUGAUGAAGCUGACAGAAUGCUUGAUAUGGGAUUUGAGCCUCAGAUUCGAAAAAUUGUAGAACAGAUUAGAGUAAGUUCACUAUUAUUGGACACAGUCGGGAAGUUGUGCCCAGGAACUUGCUAGUUCUAGGAGCUGGGCAACUGACCGAAUGUUUAAAAAUAUCCAUUUACUUCCAGCCUGACAGGCAGACUCUGAUGUGGAGUGCAACAUGGCCCAAAGAAGUUAGGCAGCUUGCAGAAGAUUUCUUAAAAGAACAUGUACACAUCAACAUUGGUGCAUUGGAACUAAGUGCAAACCACAAUAUUCUGCAGAUAGUGGAUGUAUGUCAUGAUGUAGAGAAAGAUGAUAAGUAAGUAAAAUUGGAAAUGCUUUCGGUUGAAAGAAUAGUUGAAGCAUUCUGCAGAUCUUUAAAUGUCUUAUACCCUGAAGUAAUUUGCAUUAAUCCCAUACUUGUGAAAGUUUUUGAUACUACUGUUUCUUACAACAGGCUUAUUCGGUUGAUGGAAGAAAUAAUGAGCGAGAAAGAAAACAAAACUAUUGUCUUUGUGGAGACCAAAAGAAGAUGUGAUGAUCUUACUAGAAAAAUGAGGAGAGAUGGGUAAAUAUUUCCAGUGAACCAAAUUAGCAUAGGCACUUGAAGGAAUAAUUCAGUUAAUUAAAUAUGAAAAAAAAUGUAUACCUGAAAUGUGGGGAGGGGUAGCCUAUUCCGUGGUACCCAUGCUGGUGCUGCAGAACCCAAAGCAGUUACGUCUCCCUACCAUAAUUCCAGAACUGUCUGGUCAAGAUUAAUAUAAUUCUAUAUUUCAAGAGCAAUGUUUUCCAAUAGAUUUUUAUGAAGUGUGAAUUUUGUAGCAGGAUAAGGACUAUAGAAGUGUCUUCCUGAUAAAAAUGGAAGAACUUGCUGGGGUAGGGGUGCCAUGUACGUUUACUGGCUGUGCAAGGACAAAAUAAAAGGUCACUGCUAAUGUAUUACUGGUUAAUUUAGUGACUUUGAUAAAAGAUACUUAUGUGACGGUAAAUAUUACUGCAGGUGGCCAGCAAUGGGUAUCCAUGGUGACAAAAGUCAACAGGAGCGCGACUGGGUUCUAAAUGGUGAGUAAUUCAGAACGGCUUCUAAAUUAUGAAUUCAGAGGGUUAUUCUGCUAGAAUACCAAAUCUUUUUUUUAAAUGAAUUAAUACGGUUUUCUUUGUUUCAGAAUUCAAACACGGAAAGGCUCCUAUCCUGAUUGCUACAGAUGUGGCCUCCAGAGGUCUAGGUUAGUACAACUAUUUUGGGUGACAGACAACUUUAAAGAAAGUUCGUUGCUUUCUUUAACCUCUGCAUUUUUCUAAGUUUUUUCACAUAAAGGUGCAGUCUUUGUGGCAAGGCCUAGGCAUGACAAUCGGAGGACUCGAGGGGGAUGGAGGACUAGUGGAAGUGAUCGUCUGGACGCUUCCAGUCCAAUAGAGAGGUGAAAGUUGAACAUUGUGUGCCAGUAAUCUUCAAAAGGCAAAGACAAAAACUACGAGCCCAUAAACUGUUCUCUCAAACGGUAGCAUCAUUCACGGUUCACUUUUGCCCGGUUAUUUCUACUGUUCCAUGCUUUGCAUGACUGCCAUGGUGCACUGCUGUUUAGUCUGUGUGCAUACUGUUUGCUGUGGUCCGUGAGUCUUUGGAUUUCAGUGAGUUUGCUGAAAUGUCGAAGAAUAAUUAAACUACAGUGAUCUCUGGUUUUUUUUCCAACUUUUGAAAUGGAGAGAGAGCAGCUUUAAAAUGUACUGAGCCUUGUACAAAUUGGUGAGUACUGGCACAUGAAAUUUGAAAGUCCACCUCUCAAUUUUACAAGUUGGGGUGGGAAAAGCAGUGGCUUUUCAAACCUGGAGUUCCUCCGUCACCUAUACCCUAACCGUCAUGUCGAGACCUGCCAGAGAGAGACACACACUCAAGUGAACGCUGGCUUCUUGGAAGCGCUUGCCUAGACGAGACACAGUGCAUGAAAACAACUUGAUGACCUUUCGGGGACAGGUAUGUUUUUCUUGCAGCUGCGGUUGAAAGGUCUUGGCAAGACAAGCAGUGUGGCCCUCUAUUAGAGCUUCUGGUGUGUGGCAAGGCCUCAUUUUUUUAUACCGAGGUCCUUUGGAGCACACGGAAGAGGCUACUGUGAACUUAUUUGGUCUUACUGCAAGAAGCAUUCAGAUGUCACUUGACUUGUUAGGGGCACUCUGGUAAGGAUUUAGAUCACGGGGUGAAUUGCAAAGAGGUUCAGAGGAGGGAGAGCAUCCAUGAUCUCAGGUGGUGUGGUUUUUAUUUUUAUUUUUUAUUUUUUUCAGGAAUAGAUAAUUAACAUUCUUUACAGCAGUUACCAUCUUAAAAUCUAUUACUGUCUAACUUGCUUUUUCAUCUGGCUGUUGUGGUGUGCAAAAUUUUGUACAUUGCUUUUUGCCGCACUGCAACACUUUACAGAUGUGGAAGAUGUGAAAUUUGUCAUCAAUUAUGACUACCCUAACUCCUCUGAGGACUAUAUCCACCGAAUUGGACGAACUGCCCGCAGUACCAAAACAGGCACAGCAUACACAUUCUUUACACCUAACAAUAUAAAGCAAGUAAGCGACCUCAUCUCUGUACUUCGUGAAGCAAAUCAGGCAAUCAACCCAAAAUUGCUCCAGUUGGUUGAAGACAGAGGUUCAGGUAAAUCUUGUCUUAGUAUAUUUCUAGUAUUUGAUUCUUCCAUUGCAUGUGUUAUUUAAUGGACAUCAGAAUUCCUUUUUGCCCUAAAAUGGAUCUUCCUGUAAUAUCACAGUAGAAAAUAACUCUUUAACAGUAGCUUUCAGUGCUUAAAUAUGUAACCAGUAAUGACGUGUUCAGUUCUAGUCCUUAUUCCUUUGUGGUUGUAUUGUUUUUAAGCUUUUUCAAAAUACAACUUUUGCCUUGCUCCCGUUAGGAGUUGGAGGUUCCAAAUUGCAACAAGGGGUUUUCUUAACUUGCCUUCUAAUUUUUCUGCAGGUCGUUCCAGAGGUGACCGACGUGACAGAUACUCUGCGGGCAAAAGAGGUGGAUUUGGUUUUAGAGAGAGGGAAAACUUUGAAAGAACCUAUGGUGCAGUGGGCAAGAGAGACUUCGGUGCAAAAGCUCAGAAUGGUGGCUAUGGUGCUCAAGGUUUUGGUAACGGAACUGCCUUUGGAAACAACUUUGGAGGAGCUGGCAUGCAGGGUGGAUUUAGGGCUGGCACACCAGCUUAUCAGAAUGGUUAUGAUCAGCAGUAUGGGAAUAACAUGGCAAACAUGCACGGUGCAAUGAACCAGCAGCAGUAUGCGUACCCUGCAACUGGCACCACGCCAAUGAUAGGUUAUCCAAUGCCAGCAAACUAUACCCAAUAACUUAGAAGUAUAUUUAAGUGUCUUGUUUUUCAUAAUUGCUCUUUAUAUUGUGUGUUGAGACAGGAUAGUUAUUUAAAAUCUUAUGGAACAUGCAGACAUGUCUGCAGUGCAGCUGUUAACUAUGGUGCACUUUUCCGCUAUUUAAGUUGAAUAUUCUCUACAUUCCUGAACAAUUUUUAGUUUUUUGUACUAGAAAAUGCAGCCAGUGUUUUCACAAAGUAAAUGUACAGUGAUUUGAAAUACAGCAACUGGGGGCAAUGCAUGGCCUUCCAAUAAAGAUAUUUGAAAACACAAUUGGUGUUCUAUAUGAUUCUGAGCACAAAUAAAUUAAGCAAGCUGA
Messenger RNA from Podarcis lilfordi (Lilford's wall lizard), 6847 nucleotides. The record is from the annotation of a GenBank genome assembly. Lineage: Eukaryota; Metazoa; Chordata; Lepidosauria; Squamata; Lacertidae.